Molecule: messenger RNA, 7211 nt
Organism: Ostrea edulis (European flat oyster)
Lineage: Eukaryota; Metazoa; Mollusca; Bivalvia; Ostreida; Ostreidae
Exons: 12
Coding region: 212-4486 (1424 amino acids)
Source: RefSeq, a predicted model, not a curated record
AAAAUCAAUAGUAAUGAACAAGUUUAUUUCAAGUUUAGAUAUAAGAUAGAAUAAAAAUCAACAAAAAUAAGCAGCUAUUAAAAAUUUAACGGUGAGCAGAGUCCGUGAUUGGCUGACUCUGUUAUUGUACGACUUCUCUAGUACCCGUUAAAACGGAAGUCAGAAUUUAAUCUCGACGAAACCGCGUGAAAAUGAAAUAGGUUUGAAAAGAAUGUUUGAUUUUAGAGUGAUUUUAACAGUACCAUUCCUUUUUAUUGCAGUGAUAAUCGAUCUUAUAAGCUUCAAGACAUUUAUUGUUAUAUCGUUGUUAAUUUUAUGUGCGCUUGAAUUGUUCAGAAGAUGGUCUUCUAGUGGUCGUGUUCGCGCUAACGAGAGACAACACAAGGGAAGAAAGAACAGUGAAAAGGAGCGUGUGUCAGCCACAAAUGGUUUUUUUAUAAACAUGUUUUUAAACAAAUCAUUCCAAGAGAAAUCAAAAACUAACAAAAGGAGUGUUUUAUCGCCAUGGAUGUUUGGAUCAUCCUCACCUCCGGUGACAACGGUCGGUCGAGUUCGAAAUCGUAACGUUUCAUUAAGGAACAAUUCUUUUGCUGGUAGAAGAUCCGAUUUCAAUGUUUCUAGAACUACAGACAGUAACCUGCGGUCUAUUCCUUUUCUCCCGACUGUUAGACGAGCACUUGGUCUGGAAAAUGCAUUAAGAAGCCCACUUACAAAGACUUCAGAGGUUGCAGCAGCAUAUCCAGAGAGACCAAUUGCUGGAUUUCUACCUGCAGUCAGGCUGGGAAGAAGAGAAAGACCUUCAUUUUCUCCAGUUUCCAGAGUCGUGGGAAGAAGUCCAAACACUGUGAAGAUUGCUCCCCCUGAUUCCAGGCAGAUUCAAAACUCAAGAUUAUUCCAAGUGAAAAACUCUCAGAAAGAUGAAAAAACAAAAACUACACCAAACACCCAGGCUGUGUUGUGUGCUUUAAAAGAGAAAAGUUUUAGUAGAAAAAGAAGCAUGACAGGAAUGGAUGUCACCAUCUCAGAUGUACAGGAGCAGAUGGCUAAACGAAGGCGUCAAGAAAGUCAGCAAUCCAAUGCCUCCACCUCUUCCCUGCCAUCUUUACCGGAAAAUCUUCCUGACCUGUCCAGUAAGGGGUAUAGCAUCCCCCGUCUGAAGACCCCCAACCUGAAGCGCUCCAUUAACAUGACCAACCUCACAGACAUGGAUGGUCAGGACUGGGAGGAAGCAGAUAGGGAACACAGUCAGAAGCGACCCAGGCGAGAGGCCCCAUACAACUCCAUUGCCAGUUCACUCAGUUCCAGUCGGAGAAUGAAGGAGAGACAGGCUGUCAGCAAAAGGAAGAUGGAGUCCAAAGAGAACAGUUUUACGGAGGAUGGGUCUGGUCGAAGUUCCCCUGUGACUAAGAAACCCUCAUUACAUAGUAUGGACACCGUUCUGUUGAUGGAGGACAAAGACACCCCAACCUCUGCAGAUCAGAAAACAGACAAUGCUUCAAAAAGUCAGCAGACUGAUUUGGAAACAUCAGUUGCAGAGUUUCUAAAUAAGUCUGGGACACACAAGACAGUUCGAACACCUAAACGAGUUGCUCUGACAGAGAAAGUGUCGGCCAGAAGGCGAGAUAUGUCCCUGUAUGCAGGGCUGAAUAAAUCGUACAAAAACGUUCCACAAGCCAAUGUUGUUGCAAAGAUAGAAGAUUAUGAUAAAGACAGGGAAGAAGAGGAAAAGCGAGUCCAGGAUAUGAUGUCAGAGAUUGGGGAACCAGAGAAAGAGGCAGCCACACCAGAAACGACCAGCGCUUCCACUGUUUCAUCAACAGCUUCAGCAUCAAUAGCAGCUGUAUCUCCACUGGCUACCAAUGCCACAUCUGUAACUCUUGGAUCCACCACUCCUCUCUCUGUGACCAGUUCCAGUGCUUUACUCAACUCCACUCCUGCAUCUACAUCCACCCCGGGAAUAUUAUCGAUCAGCACUACCACAUCUACAAAUUCUACUUCCCCAACCACCAAACCUUUAGCUUCAGCUGGAUUUUCUUUUGGUGGCUCCCCAAGUGGUAUCAAUGGGUCUAGUUCCAUGGCCAGUCUAUCCAGUAGUACAACCACAGUGACAAGCGCCCAAGGGACAAUAGCCAGUGCUGCACCCUUCAGUUUGGGAACUACCUCAACAUCAACGACAAACGCUAGCACAGUGAAAGGUUUUCAGUUUGGACAGUCACCAGCCAACAAAGCAGAGACUUCCCCACUAUCUGGAACUCUGUCAUCACCAUCUUCUACUCCAGCAUCAUCCACUGUAUUAGGAAUGGCCUCCAAUGCAAGCAUAACCACACCCACAUCUACAUCAGCUGCACCUGCUUUAUUUGGUGGAAAAACAACUUCAGUUGUAUCCUUAUCCAGUGGACCAGGAGGUUUCAGUUUUGGUGUACAGACUACACCUUCCUCAAGUUCUGUAACAUCAGUAUUGUCUGGUAUAGGUGCGCCUGGAGGAUUCAACUUUGGAACCCAGAGUUCAAGUACUCCUUCAACGAUAAGUAAUGUUACCACUACCACGUCAUCAAAUGUUGGAGGAUUCAACUUUGGAACCCAGAGUUCAAGUGCUUCACCAGCACUUACUAAAAACACUACUACAUCAUUAUCAAAUGUUGGAGGAUUUAACUUUGGAACCAGUGUUUCACUAGCACUAACUAAAGAUACAACUACCAUGUCAUCAAAUGUUGGAGGAUUCAACUUUGGAGCCCAAAGUUCAAGUGCUUCAUCAGCACUUACUAAAGACACAACUACAUCAUUAUCAAAUAAUGGAGGAUUCAACUUUGGAGCACAGAAUCCAAAUCCUUUAUCAUCAGUAAACAAUGUUACAACAGCUACAUCAACAGUAGGUGGGUUCAACUUUAGUGGAAGCACAAGCACAGCUCCACUUGGUGGAUUUAAUUUUGGAAAUCAGCCUACAGCUACACCUGCAGCAGCAUCUUCAGGAGGGAUUCCUUUCACCAACCAGACAGCCAGCACAACAGUUUCAUCAUCAGCUCCAGGUGGAUUUAAUUUUGGAGCUACAACUGCUGUUCCAUCAAGUUCCGUAGAUGUCUUUAAUGUUGGUGCUGGAAAGGCUCCUAAUGCUGCUAAUACAACUCCUAACACCUUUAACUUUGGAAGUAAGCCAUCUACCACAGCUGCACCACCACUUAGUGUGAACCCUGGAGCUGCACCACCACUUAGUGUGAACCCUGGAGCUGCAUCUGCACUAGGAGUCUUUGCCUUUGGUUCACAACCUACCACUUCAGCAGAUGCAGUGGGUGCAGUAGGAAGCUUUAAUUUUGGAACCCAGAAUCAAGCUGCUGCACCAACAACUACUACAACUGCAGGGGGUUUUAAUUUUGGUGCACAGAAAGUCUCAUCUACAACUUCAUCAACAAUUGAUGGAUUUAAUUUUGGAACUUCAAACUCAUCAGCAGGAGUUUUUAAUUUUGGUACAACUAAGUCAGCUACUAUUGCAGCCCCAGGGAUGUUUGGCUCCACCUCCACAUCAAAACAAGAACCACCAAAGUCAGUCUUUGCUUUUGGAGCAGGCACUCAGAACUCCUCCGCCUCCUCUUCAUCCACUUCAUUUGUCCAACAGUCUACUGGGUCUCAACCAAGUUCAACUAGUUUUAAUUUUGGCCAAUCCACCACAACUGCCAGCAGUGUGUUUGGUCAACCAAAUGCUACUCAGUCUGGCUCCCCCUUUGUACAAUCUCAGCCAUUUGGACAAACUUCCCGAUCCCAAUCUUCAGCAUUUGUAAGUAACACAUCUGGCAGUUCUUUUGGACAAACCAGCAACACACAGUCAGUGUUUGGACAACCUACAGGAUCUCAAAAAACUACAGGAUUUGGACAACCUUCACAAACUACAUCUAGUUUUGGACAACAACCAUCAGGUCAGCCAUCCUUUAACUUUGGACAGCAGAGUCAGAUAACCCAAUCCGGUGCAGUAUUUGGCCAGCCACCAAAUCCUCAGCAAUCCUUUGCAUUUGGACAACAACAAAAUAUGGGCUUUGGACAGCAACCUGUAGCUGGUUUUGGACAAACCUCAAAUCCUCCAGCUUUUGGCCAGUCAACAAAUGCCCCUGCUUUCACUAAAUCUGCCAGUUCGCCAUGCUUUGGAUCUACCAAUGUAAAUGGUGGUGGCCAAGGGUUUAACUUCGGCUUGUCAACACCCAUGAAGAACCCUCAAAAUCCUACAGGGUCUUCUGGGUUUAAUUUUGGGACACCUCAGAACAACAGCGCUACACCAAAUCAAUCCACCCCAGCCAAUGCUAACCAAGGAUUUGAUUUCUCUCAAUCCUUAACUCCAUCCUUUAACUUUGGAGGAGGUAAUACUUCUUUUGGAACCCCAGGUGGAAGUGUUGUGCCGCAACCUAAUUUUGUGGGGCCUCCUGCCUUCAAUGUCGGUGCUACAAGUAAUCAAGUCAAGGGUCGUCCUGUCAGGAAACCUGUACGGAGAACAAGAAGAUAGAGGAAAACUGACCAAAAGCAUCCUACUCGUCUUUCACUCUGGAAUUUUGAACACAAAAAGAAAUGAAAUGUUAUCAUUUUGUUAAUUUUCAAUCUAAAGUGGCUGAACAGUUUGUUGUACUUUGAAUUCAAGUUGGCAUUCAACAAAGUAAUAUAUAUAAUUUUUUUGGCCGAAUUUGUCAUCAGUAUGAGAUUUUUUUAAAUUUUUUUAUUUUGGCAGACUCGCUUUAGUGAAGGGACAUGUACUUCUGAUAUAUUAAGGGUUUUUGCUUUUUUUUUGAUAGUUGAAUAGAAGAAGAUAAUUUAAUUGUCUGUCUUUAGAGUAAUUUUAUAUUGAUGUACAAAAACUUUUGAUCACAAUUUAUUAAUAUUAAUAAUGUACAUGUCAUACUGUAGGUCUGGUUCAUUGGCAAAGCUUUUAGUUUCACAAAAAGUGAGAUAAUAAAUUCAUGGGAAUUUAAUUCUCGUGAUAUUUUAGUUCUUUAUUAUUAUUAUUUUUUGUAAAAAUCAGUUGCUGGGAAAUAUUUCUUCCUAUACCUGUACAUUUAUUAACAAACUUGUCAAAUCUUUUGAAAUUAAAAGCUCACAAAAUAAAAAUCCAGAUCUACAAUAUAUAGGAGUUUCAAAUAAGAUUUUCCAGUGGUGGAUAUACUGAAAAUUUACUUCAUAUAAGUCCCAUUGAGGGAUGAGAAGUAUGCUCAACUUAUUUGAAGCUCUGAAAGUGUGAUAUAUAUUAUAUAUUGUGCUAUUGAGGACUGUUUUAGAGUCUACAACAUGUGAAUUGUUGGUCAAUUCAAAAUGAGUUUCCAUGUUUAUGAAUUAAUUGGGUUUUUUUUUUUUUUUUUUUGGUUUUUUAAGUCUCCAAAAACAGAUUUUGUUUAAUAUCAAAGUUUUUUUUCUUCUUUCAAAAUAAGGUGCUUGAAUUCUUCAUUUGGUAACUUAUUUUGAUUUUGUACUAAUUUGUUGAAUUUGUAUUGUUGUUAUUCUGUACCAGUCCAUCUGAUACAUUAAUUUUUGUGAUGGUGCCAAAUUUACUCUAAACUCUGUUAAAGUAGUAAAGCUUUAACACGAGUGAUUCUUCCACUGUGAAACGGUGAUAAUUUAAUGUACAUGUACCGUAUGCAAUAUAGUAUUUACCUCACAAUUUCACAAAAGUUAGUGUUCAGAAUCAUCUCAAUAAUGGUGAUUUUUCCCUGUUUUGUAAAUAAAUCUGUUGUAUCCCUGACAAAAUGUUUGAAUGUGCGUGGCACGGAAUGCUGAGGUUUUCUGACCGCAGUCAGUCUGAAGUUUCUGGACACUGGAAUGCUGAGGUUUUCUGACCGCAGUCAGUCUGAAGUUUCUGGACACUGGAAUGCUGAGGUUUUCUGACAGCAGUCAGUCUGAAGUUUCUGGACACUGGAAUGCUGAGGUUUUCUGACCGCAGACAGUCUGAAGUUUCUGUACACUGGAAUGCUGAGGUUUUCUGACCGCAGUCAGUCUGAAGUUUCUGGACACUGGUGUUUAUUAUCAGUAUUUUGAUAAAAUAUGUAAGUUACAAGGACAUUGUGUUGUCAGUUACUUAGGGGGGAUGGGAAUGUACGAUUCUCAAUAUUUACCAUGAAACUAAUCCCAAAUGUUACCAUGGGUAGGAUUUUCUUGGUGCUAGAAUAAAGAAGCACACUUGUGGGGACUUGACUUUGUGGUUGAUAUUAAGUUGCUUCUGUUUCAUUGUAGUUUAGUUUUUCUUAUGGAGAAUUUUGAUUCAUAUACCUCAAAACCACAAAAAAUUAAGCUCCACAAUUUUAUAGUCCCCACUUUACAUAGGAUCCUUUUCAUAUGUUGAGAUGCAUUGAUAUCAGUACAGCUAAGAAUAAUGUUUUAGUCAAUUUACUUAACAAUGUUAAUCUGAAGUAAUGUAUAAACUGAUUUUAUUGGCAACUACUUGUUUGUGUGAAUUACUAAUUAGCAACAUUACUUGAUGAGAAAUGUUUGUUAGGCAGUCAAUACAUACAUGCAUGUACAACACCUUAUUAAUGAAGACUUGUUACUCUGAAAGGGUUCACAGAUCUAAAAUAUUUCUCGUAAAUGAUAGGAACGGGUAUAUGUAUGAUUUGAAGACAGAUUGUUGAUUGGAAUUUAGAAUGCAAGUGAUGUGGAGUGUGUUGCUGUUUAGAAAGCAAGGAAGUUGACAAAAGUUCAGGUGCUAGUUUUUUAAAUACCCGGGAGACUGAUAAUUGCAGUUGUAGAUCAUGAGAAAUUCUUACAGUAUUUGCUAGUACAAGUUGUUAUGCAUCUCCAGUAUGGUGACUGUCACUAGCUCAACUAACAUAGAGCAGGCAAACACUGCUUAGGUGUGUUUUAUCUACAUUUACAUGUAUAUAGUGUCACAGCUGUCGUGAGGCAAUUUUUUUAAUGACAUUGUCACAAGUGUUGCAUGAGUUGUUUUUUUCUUGGUGUCAUUCCAGAUGAGUUACCACCCAAAAUGAUAUUCAUCAGAAAAUUUUCAGAAAUUAGUUAUUCAGGUUUGCAGACUCUGAAAUUUUUAAUUUUUUGGUGAAUACAUGCCACAUAUUGUGUUGUUUUUUGAAAAUAUAAAUCCCCCCUCCCCCCCAAGGAGUUCUUGCUAAAGAUAUACGGUAUCUGAAUAUUUGAAGUUAGAAUGUAAACUGAAGAACACAUUGUACAUGUAUUUCAUACAAAUUGUUCAGUGCCAGUAACAUGUAAUCAAUUAAAAUGCUGGAAUCGCC